AUGAGCUGUCCUACAUUCAAAGUGUCCGUUGGAAUUCCAGUGUUUGGCCUCGGAUUCACCCACAACAACCAACUUAUCCUAGGUGGUGGAGGUGGAGCCUCUCGUUCAGGCGUCAAGAAUAAACUGGCUUCUUACAAAAUUGACGUUCGUCGUAAAGAUUUAGAAGAGGAUGCUACAUUUGAUUUUGCAGCAACAGAGGACGCGCCCAUGUGUCUCGAUGUGCAUCCUUCUGGACCUUAUGUCGUUGCAGGUGUCAAUGCAUCAGAACAAGAUAUCAAGGAUGGAAAAAACAACAACUGUCGUACGUUCAAAAUAUUGGAAGACAAGCUUGAGUUGGAAAAAGCUGUCAACACAUUGGAAAGCAAAAAGGCCGAAGAUUAUCAAAGAGUUGUUCGUUUCAACGAGAGUGGAAGCUUGGUAGCCACAGGAACCACAGACGGCCGAGUGCAAGUGUUCAAAUAUCCAGAUUUCGAGACUAUUUCCCCAGCAGUUACGGUUUCACAGGACGAUGAGGUUUUGGAUGUGGACAUCAAUCUAGAAAACGAAAAACUCACCUGUGUAUUGAGAGACGGCUUGAAACUGAUCAACCUUCGAGGAAAGAAUGUGGGUCAAGUUGUUCAGACAAUCUCUAGUGCUACAGUCAUCAAAAAAGGCACUACUCAUUUCAGAGCGUUCAGAUAUGGCCGUGGCUUUACCAAGGAUUUCGGUUUUGCUGUCGUCAAUGGUGUCACCAAACCUGCAGCUUACAUUGUCAAAUACGAUGCUUAUUCUCUUGAUCAGGUCAAGGUGGUUAAAGUAGGAAACAAGCCCAUUACUGCUUUUGCAAUCAGUCAAGACGGUGCUAUCCUCGCUUUUGCAUCUGCUGAUUUAACCGUUACAUUAUUGGAUGCGCUUUCGUUCCAAACUCUUACUAAUAUCAAAAACGCUCACGGAUUCUCAAUUACAUGUAUUGCUGUGAGCCCUGACAGACGCUUAUUAGCCAGUGCCUCAGCCGAUAAUACAUGUCGCAUUGUCUCUCUUCCAUUGCAAUUCGGUACUGGAUUGACCGUCAACCCGCUUCAUACCCUUCUUUUAGCCUGUGUGGUCGCUGCCCUCUUGGUCUGGAUCUUGAGUUUUGUUGAUAUUCAACCACUCUACAAUCUGGACCAAGGUAAAGAUGUCAUUGAGGUGUCAGCCCAGAAAGAUGUUGUUCCACAAAUCAGUACAUCCUCGGUCUAUGCAUCUCCAUCAUCUGCUACUCUCGAAAGUGCUGCUUCAUUCGUUAUUUCUGAAGCGCCCACUGACAUCCGGGAGACGCCUGCUGUUGUCAUUACUGUAGAUAAAGAGCAUGUGAUUGCCAAACCCCACGCUAUUCCAAAAUCUAAAACUACUCACCACGAAACAACCACUGGCAGAGAUGAAUUGUAG
Mucor velutinosus is the source of this 1407-nucleotide messenger RNA. RefSeq lists its product as uncharacterized. Gene Ontology annotation, cellular component: endoplasmic reticulum membrane. The coding region runs from base 1 to 1407 and encodes 468 amino acids. The record is from RefSeq and is a predicted model, not a curated record. Gene Ontology annotation, biological process: protein secretion. Lineage: Eukaryota; Fungi; Mucoromycota; Mucoromycetes; Mucorales; Mucoraceae. Gene Ontology annotation, molecular function: GTPase activator activity; protein binding; guanyl-nucleotide exchange factor activity. The transcript is spliced from 6 exons.